Messenger RNA from Alligator sinensis (Chinese alligator), 2256 nucleotides. RefSeq names its product chromosome unknown C2orf81 homolog (gene CUNH2orf81). The record is from RefSeq and is a predicted model, not a curated record. The transcript is spliced from 2 exons. Bases 1383 to 2099 code for a protein of 238 amino acids. NCBI's taxonomy places the organism in Eukaryota, Metazoa, Chordata, Crocodylia, Alligatoridae.
GAGGUUGGACUCGAUGAUCUGCUCAGGUCCCUCCGACCCUACAGCUACAUCUAUGACCGCCCCCCGUGUUAGGUGUAAACCGCCAGCCUGCCCGGCGCUGUGUAUGAGUAGGUGGAAAAGUAUCCCUUGAAAGCCCGUUUGUGGAGGCCCAGGCACUUCAGCUUGCAGGCAAUGCACAAAGCCUAGGCCCAGGCCGUGCCCCCGCUGCAGAGGAAGGCAAAGCCCUCCAGUCUGGACCAGUUUAAGCAGGGGGGAAAUCCCUCCCUGCCCCAAUUCAGCGCAGGGCUGAGCCUGAGCGCAGGGGCAAGACCCUCCAGCCAGGACCCUGCGGGGUCGGUGCAGCAGGAGCAUUGGCCCAGCCCAGCCCCAGCCCCAGCCUGGGCUGCAGCAGCACCAGCGCCGCUGGGGGAGGCUUCAAACCCCCUGACACAUGGAGCAGCAAGUCAGUAUUUUCAGAUGUGGCCCCACUUCCAUGUGCUCAGGGAGGGCUGGGUCUGACGGGAAGGGGCUGCAGGGGGAAGAAGGGCGGGGCAGAGGGCAAGGGUCCACCCAGACCCCAGAUUUAUUGCCCUGCUGCAGCAGGGACCAUUUUAAAGCAAACCUCCAAUAAGUCGAUUCUGUGCCCGGAGAACGAUAACAAACUGAUAGGUGUCCUGUAUAGACCGGAGCUGUGGGGGGGGUUGUCUUUUAUUUGGGGCAUCUUAUACUCAAGCAAGUACAGUAAUUUCAUGUAAUUUCACCCAGCUCCAAGCAGGAUGGGACCCCACGGCCUCCUCUCCAGGCCUCUGCCCCUGCCUCAACCCCUGCCCCAAGGGGCGAGGGAAGCAAGCCGCAUGUGGCCCAGCGAUGCUGCGGCAGAUGGGGCAGCCUGGCGCAGCCCCGAGGGCCCGGGCCAUCUGGCUGCGAGCACGUGGCCGCGGCGGGGAGCCCAGCAGAGCUGCGCGGGGGCUGCGGAGACGCCCGGCCCGUUGCAAGACAGCGCAGCAGGGCACGGGUCACCUCCGCCUGCUCCCGGCUGGGUGGGCAGGUGCCCUCGGGGCUCCUUCCGGGUGCUGCCCCCACCUUGGCCCUCGCCCGCUGGCACGUGGGGCAUGAGCGGAGCUGCCGGGUCCUGAACCAAAUGCCAUGGGGAGCGGCACAGAGCGAGAGCCAGAGCGGGCUGUAACAGCUCCUGCCCUAGCCCUCCGGCGCCUAUAGCAUAACACCCAUGUCUAUAUGGGCUCCCACGCUCGCGGGAUCCCCUUCACCCCCUCCCUGCCAGCACCCUUCUAGCCACUGCCAUCUGCCGGCCCCAACACUGCCGUGGCCGGGGGCUUCAGGCUGAGCGCGUCCACGUGCUCCCGCAGCGCGUCCCAUUCACCGUCAGCCAGGCGCGCGAGGCCAUGCUGCAGAUCGCCGAGUGGCGCUUCCUGGCGCGGGACGAGGGCGAGGCUGGCCUGGCCGAGGACGCCACGUGGCAGGAGGAUGAGGAGCCGGUGGCUUGCAUCACCGACUCCUGGGCCCAGGGCUCUGUCCCCAUCGUGCGCCGCAGCCUGACCCCGCUCCCGGAGCAGAGAGAGGUACGGGGGCUCCUGGCAAGGGAAAGCAGCUUCCCCGGCCCCCCCUGCCCCAGGCCGGGCACUGCUUGGGGUCCAUCGCAGCAGGGCUGGGCCUGUGGGUGCCUCCUUCCCCGGCCGGAGGAGCUCAGCAGCUUGUGGCCCCCCCAGGCCUCCAGGGCUCUGCUGGACGGGGUCACGCCCAAGGCCCGGGCUCCAGAGAAGCUGGCGCCGCACGUGGCAGGUGUGGAGAGGAUCCUGGAGCCCGGCAGCCUGGUGCAGUGUGAGCCCAGCGUCCUCCUGGACGCCAUCAAACUGGCGCCCGGCGUGACCAUCCGGGACAGCCGCAGCGUGAAACGCGGGCACCUGCAGAGCACGUCGCAGGGGCAGGACCUCACCGCUGCCCCUGCCCCCAGAGCGGCCCCGAGGGCGCUGAGGCCCAUCUGGCCUGCGAUGCCCUUCCCCGCCGUGGCUGUGAAGCAGCUGCUCCGGGACCACGUGCCCCGGAUCCAGCCCACGAUUCUUCCACCAUCCAUCAUGCUGACGGGGCCAGAGGGCUUGUGAGUGGGGCAGGGCCAAGCCCCCCCUCCAUUGCAUGGCCCGAGCUCUGGCUGCUGGACUGCAGGUCGCGCGUGGUGUCCUCCUUCGCAAGCCCGUGCAGCCGGGACCCCAGCAUGGGGCUCCCUGCCAGACCGAGCCGCAGCAAUAAACCUCCUGUGUG